This is a messenger RNA of Pelobates cultripes (western spadefoot toad), 351 nucleotides long. The record is from the annotation of a GenBank genome assembly. Lineage: Eukaryota; Metazoa; Chordata; Amphibia; Anura; Pelobatidae.
AUGGCGCCGAUAUUUCGCACAAGGCCAGAAAAGGACCAAACGUCUAACCAUGGAGCAGCACUCUCUGACAAUGAUUCGGAGGACAGCUGCUCCGUACCAGCAGGCAGCCUGGACGCUCCCCUCACCAUGAGAGAUAUGAGAGAGUUCAUGAGGGGGUUGAAAUCCUAUGUAGCAGAGGAACUACAGAAGCCCCUCCAACCUCUCCAUGAGAGCCUCACAGACCUCGCCAUGUGGACACAUAAGGUGGAAACCAAAAUGGAGGACACCCUCACAAUGGUAAAUACCCAUGACACAGCCAUCCAAGAGUUUAGAGAGCAAAUUAGGGGCUUGGAGGAGGCACAGAAGGACUAA